This is a messenger RNA of Dipodomys ordii (Ord's kangaroo rat), 409 nucleotides long. Its product is annotated as zinc finger protein 541-like. The annotation marks the transcript as partial. The transcript has 3 exons. Gene Ontology annotation, molecular function: transcription corepressor activity. The record is from RefSeq and is a predicted model, not a curated record. Gene Ontology annotation, cellular component: histone deacetylase complex; transcription regulator complex. Lineage: Eukaryota; Metazoa; Chordata; Mammalia; Rodentia; Heteromyidae. Gene Ontology annotation, biological process: regulation of transcription by RNA polymerase II; negative regulation of DNA-templated transcription.
GUAUCCUCAUGGCCUGUAUUUGGCUGUGUCAACAAAGGCAGCCGAAAGGGGUCAUGUCCACUCGGUCCACUUGAGGCUCUUUGCUGUGUGUUUUCUAGAUCAAGUGGAUGGCUCUUUUGGCAUCUGUGUGGUGAAGGAUGACACGAAGAUCAGCAUUGAACCACACAUCAACAUAGGGAGCCGGUUUCAGGCUGAGAUCCCGGAGCUGCAGGAGAGAUCUCUGGCUGGAGUGGACAAGCAUGUGGCAGCUCUGGUUUGGAAGCCAUGGGGAGAUGUGAUGACCAAUCCCGAGACACAGGACAGAGUGACAGAGCUCUGUAACGUGGCAUGCUCCAGUGUGAUGCCAGGAGGGGGCACCAACCUGGAGCUCGCUCUGCACUGCCUGCACGAAGCCCAGGGCAGCAUUGAG